Trypanosoma theileri is the source of this 2301-nucleotide messenger RNA. RefSeq lists its product as uncharacterized. The coding region runs from base 1 to 2301 and encodes 766 amino acids. Gene Ontology annotation, biological process: retrograde transport, endosome to Golgi. Gene Ontology annotation, cellular component: trans-Golgi network. The record is from RefSeq and is a predicted model, not a curated record. NCBI's taxonomy places the organism in Eukaryota, Euglenozoa, Kinetoplastea, Trypanosomatida, Trypanosomatidae. The transcript has a single exon.
AUGAGCGAAGCGGAGGCGCGGCUGCUCGCGCUGCUCGACAACAAUAAUCAAAACAAAGCCGACAUCACAGCACUACAGGAGGCGUGUGUGCGGGUGCCGUUCGUGUCGGCGCGACUCACCGGCGGCCGGCGGCUGCGACUUUACACCGGUCUUCUUCUUGACAAUCCCCAACCUAAUGAGGAAGAAGAAGGAGGAAAAGAGAAAGAGGAAAAGAAUACUUCUACUGAAGAAAAAGAAGAAAAGCCAACGAACACUUCCACUGGAGAAGAAGAAGAAGAAGGAGAACAAAAUAAACUUCUCCAUCGCCUGCGUGAGUCUUUCCAUGGGAUUCCCGGAGCCCCCAAUGAUGCUGAGUUGAAGGAAUUCAUUAACCGCUUUACCAGUGAGACAGGUUGUAGCUUUAGUGAGGAGUUCACGGCUAUUGCCACCACGCUAGCAAGAGUAAUUGCCGAUGCGGAAUUGCCAACAUCUAAAGAGAAUCUGCAGUUUCUCUACAAACUUCUAAAUGCAUUACAAAAAGACUUUGUAGUACCUAAUACUUCGCAUGUUUAUGAUGCUUCUCUCAUUUCUAUUUUUCGUCUCUUGUUGCAAUAUCAUGAUCCCCAUCUUUCACUUCAUUUUGAUCGACAUUUGGUCAAUAUUGGUAAAUUUAUGCUUAAUUGGGUACGUUCACUCUUUGUUGUUAAUAAUAACUAUAAGGAGGCUAUUUGUAUGUGGGACUGGAUACUUAUUGUGGGUGAUCCAACACUUACUGUGUACUUUGCCGUUGCUUACCUGGUUGCACACCGUCAACACUUCCUAGCAUUAAAAACAGAGGAAACUAUUACACAAGCAUUAACUUCACUUACCUUUGUUUUGCCUGCGAGCAAAGAGGAAACUGUAGACCCUGGUUUACACGAUGGACGACCGGUUUCUUUUGUUUCCUUGAGAUCUGGAAAGUCACUUGCACAAAAUGCGGAUAUUGCAUUCCGAAAUACUCCACGUGCCACUCAACGCAUAAUUGAUUCUAUGUUGUUUCCUGGAGAUUGCAGAAUAAAUAAAGAACCAGAAGCUUUAGCUCAGUACUAUGCUUCUUUUACUGCUUUACCGCUUGAACGCCCUGAUUUUGCGGAGUCUUUUGCAGUCAAAGAGACAGUUGAGGAUGAUUCUCCUGCUAUAGGUUAUAUUGUGGUGGACUGCCGUGCCCGCGAGAGUUAUGAUUUCGCCAGACUACCAGGUUCCAUAUUUGUAGGUGAAACUGUUGGCUUUGAUAGUGAAAAAUUUGAUAAGGUGGCAGCAAUGCUGAAAGAUGUACGGGGAGCUCAUUUAUGUAUUUUCGGUACUGGACGUCCCAUUACGGAAGAACUGAAUUUAUUGAAAGUUUUAUCUCUUCAUCUUGCGCAGUGUGGAUUUCCGUACAUCAGCAUUGGUGGAUUUCGUGCCAUUGUCCCUCUCAUUAAGGCAAAGACGAUCACGAUUGCCCGCACAACCACCGAAGAUGUCGUCUGGGAACAUCUUGACCGCCCUGUAGAGGCGCUGCGGAAUGGUCUGGAGGCGCUGGUCUCGCAGAUUGACAGAGAGGAGGCCCGUCGAAAGGCGGCGGAGAUAAAAAAUAAAGCAAAGGACGGUGUAAUGGCCGCAAAAUCUUGGGGAUUGAAUGUUAUGCAGCGAGUUAGUGAACGACUGUCGGCAGGCAGUGCAGCUUCAGCAGGGAAUGCCGCUAGGACUAAUACCAAUACAACAACAACAGCUACUUCCACUGCUAUGAAAGAAGAAAAGGAGGAAGGAAUGGGAUUAACUACUAGUACGGGAACUCGAAAUAAACAAUUCCCCCGAAGUGUGGAAAUGACCUCUAGACAACAACCUUUUUCUUUGGGCAUUGAUGAUGACGAGGAAGAUGACUUUGGCCUCAUAAGUGCACCAGUCUAUACUGGUAUCACUACUACGCAAAAGGAUGAUAAACCAGUUGUAAAAGGGACCGUUAUUAAUAAAACAUCACCCACUAUUACAACUGCUCCUGCCACGGGAGUUGAUUCACCUUCUGGAGUUCCUCAAUUAACGAGAGAUAUUCUUACGGAAAUGGAUGAAGAGUUCGAUAAACUUUUUGGUGAUGUGGAAUCACCAUCACAGCAGCAAACACAGGGAAAGGAGAAACAAGGAAAAGAACCUGAAAUUUCAUCACACACAGAUAAAAAAGAGGAAAAAGAAACUGUUUCUGCAACAGUAGAUACUCCUAAUCCCACCGCUAACGAUUCUACUACAGCAGCCACAUCAGCCGAAGAUAAAGAGAAGGGUGUUGACUCUGCUACUGUACCCAUGUAG